Messenger RNA from Asparagus officinalis (garden asparagus), 741 nucleotides. RefSeq names its product 40S ribosomal protein S24-1-like. Gene Ontology annotation, cellular component: ribosome. The coding region runs from base 89 to 511 and encodes 140 amino acids. Gene Ontology annotation, biological process: translation. Gene Ontology annotation, molecular function: structural constituent of ribosome. The record is from RefSeq and is a predicted model, not a curated record. Lineage: Eukaryota; Viridiplantae; Streptophyta; Magnoliopsida; Asparagales; Asparagaceae. The transcript is spliced from 5 exons.
ACCUAGGGUUACGACUUCCCUCUCCUCUCGGAACGGCGGCAGCUCUAUUGCAGGACGCAGCUCGACACAGAGAAGAGAAAAAUUCACAAUGGCGGAUAACAAAGAGAAAGCAGUCUCGAUCCGCACCCGAAAGUUCAUGACCAACCGCCUCCUCUCUCGCAAACAAUUCGUCAUUGAUGUUAAUCACCCUGGAAAGGCCAAUGUCUCCAAGGCGGAGUUGAAGCAGAGGUUAGCGACUUUGUACGAUGUUAAGGAUCCGAACUCGAUCUUCGUGUUCAAGUUCAGGACUGCUUUUGGAGGCGGGAAGUCAACUGGGUUUGGAUUGAUUUACGAUUCUGUUGAGAGUGCGAAGAAGUUCGAGCCCAAGUAUCGUCUCAUUAGGAAUGGAUUGGCUACAAAGGUUGAGAAGUCUAGGAAGCAGAUGAAGGAAAGAAAGAACAGAGCAAAGAAGAUCCGUGGUGUGAAGAAGACAAAGGCCGGAGAUGCUGCAAAGGGUGGAAAGAAGAAAUGAGGAAUCAUUGGCUCUAUCAUGAUCAUGAUGUUCUAUCAUAGUUUUGUUUAAUUAAGUUUUGGUUUGGACUGAGUUUAUUCACAUUACAUUGUGCCUUACGGUUUAUAUUUAAAAAUUCUAUGCUAAUGUGCUUUAGUUUAAGACCUAUAUUGGGACACAGGUUGCCUAGUGUUGGACCUGCGCUUUUAUUUAACCCCGGAAAUUGAAGCGGUGGUUUUUUUCUGUGUUGA